GAAAUGCAAGGGGUGUACUCACUUUUGUGAUACACUGCAUCUUUGAUCAGUCAAAACAUUUGUAUUGAAUGUCACAUGAUUUAAUAAUUGUGUCAUCCGACUACUGUUUUACACACCCCCGUUUUACGGUAUUUCCAUGUUGUAAAUCUCCUAAAAUAUCCCAAAGAGCGUGCUGUUGUUGACCUUUGUCAGCAUUCCGGCCCCACACCCUGCUUAAAAAGCUACUUGAUUUCCACCUCCGAACAAUAGCCUGUCCUGUCCUGUCCCUCCUCCAGGGGAGGAAAAGCUGCCACCGCUACAAAGUUUUCAAGACCGAUAUCAGAGAGAACAAUGGUCAAGGAUAAGGCAGACAUCCAUACGUGAGGGAUCCCAUCGCGAUUACUGUUAAUAAUUACAGUCGGGAGGGGGAUAGCCUCCGUGGUGUAAUUUAUGGAUGGCCAAAGAGCCGACCGCCGCAGUUGCGCUCCAAAUUCUGGGGGAGGAGGAAAAGCCGGUGGAAAGUUUGCAUUUGUAGAACGUAGGCAGGUAUGUGAAAACACAAGGUGAUUCAGCGUUAGUCAAACCACCAUUGGAGGACAGUUUAGGCACCAGCGUUUUUUUUUUUUUUUUAUAUCUUUUUUUGGGGGGGGUCAUUUCUCCAGGAAAAACAGAAAAUAAAGCAAAAAGGACCUCUUUUAUUUCACCUGAAUUUUAAAGGAAGCAGCCCUCUCUGCUUUUAGUCCCUUUUCAUUAAGUCUGACACCACCCAGACCUGAUCUGGACCUUUGUUGCGAGCACAUUUCAAAGGCGGUCUGGCCCUUCUUAAAUCUCUGCAGCGGCAGGUCCUCGGAAGUACCGGCAGUGUUCGUGAUGCAAGCAGGGGCCAAGCGCUACGUGGUGGCGCGCGCUCUCUACUCUGAGGAGUCUUUCUCCGACGAGCACAAGAAGGUUUACAGGCACCGCAAGACCACCUUGGAUCACGUCAGGCAGUAUUUCACGUGUGAUGCCAAACGUGCCAAAAAUGCUAUUUUAUCCCUCCUGCCAAUCAUUGGCUGGUUUAAAAUCUACCGAGUCAAAGAGUGGUUGCUGAGCGAUAUUGUGUCAGGCGUCAGUACUGGACUUGUCGCAGUCCUGCAAGGGUUGGCAUACUGUCUCCUGGCUUCUCUUCCACCCUGGUAUGGCCUCUUCUCUGCUUUCUUCCCCGUUGUCAUCUACUUUUUCUUGGGAACCUCGAGACACAUCUCAGUGGGUCCAUUCCCAGUUUUGUGUCUGAUGAUCGGUUCGGUGGUCACCAGGCUCGUCCCGGAUGAAGGCCCGGCCGCGAACGUCACGGGUUUUGAAGGACUCACCAAGGAUGAGCAGCGAGUUUUGGUGGCGUCGUCAGUGACAUUCCUUGUGGGAAUCAUGCAGCUGGCGAUGGGCAUCCUUCAGGUGGGCUUCGUGGUCAUGUACCUGUCAGACACGCUGGUGUCCGGCUUCACCACUGCAGCCGCCAUUCACAUUUUGGUGUCCCAGUUGAAAUUUGUGCUGGGCCUGCAAGUCCCGGGAAUAAGCGGGCCACUUUCCAUUAUAUACACUCUAGAGGCCAUCUUUAACAAGAUCCAUUCCACCAACGUUUGCGACGUGGUCAUCUCCUUGGUCAUUAUGGUGGUGGUGUUUGUUGUCAAGGAGGUCAAUGACCGAUUUAAAGCCAAGUUGCCUGUUCCCAUCCCUAUAGAGGUUAUCAUGACUGUCAUUGCAUGCGGCGUUUCUUACGCCUUCGACUUCAGGACAAAAUAUGGCAUUGGUGUUGUCGGUCAUAUUCCAAAGGGGUAUGAGCCUCCCAUUGCACCGAAUCUACACAUCUUUCGAGACACAGCCAUGGAAGCAUUUCCAAUGGCCAUCGUGGGUUUUGCUGUGGCCUUCUCGGUGGCCAAAGUCUAUUCAGUCAAACAUGACUACACCAUAGAUGGAAAUCAGGAGCUGAUCGCUUUUGGCGCCAGCAACAUUGUGGGCGCGUCUUUUAAGUCAUUCGCCGCCAGUACGGCUCUGUCCAGAAGUGCAGUGCAGGAAAGUACUGGAGGCAAAACUCAGAUUGCCGGUUUGCUCUCAGCAGUCAUCGUGAUGAUCGUCACCCUAGCCAUCGGGUUCCUCCUGGAUCCCCUUCCGAAGUCCGUACUGGGCGCCGUGGUCAUUGUCAACCUGAAAGGAAUGCUCAUGCAGUUCCGAGAAGUGCCUUACCUGUGGAGGCGGGACAAGCCAGACUGUGCGGUGUGGUUAGGCACCUGCGUUGCCGCUAUUUUACUAGGUUUGGAUCUGGGUCUGGCGGCGGGUCUGGGCGUGGAGCUGCUCAGUGUGGUCCUCAGAGCGCAGUUCCCUCGUUGCAGCGUGCUGGCCAACAUUCACGGCACCGACAUCUAUAAGGACAGGAAGGACUAUGUUGACAUAUACGAGCCAGAAGGGGUGAAGAUCUUCCGUAUCCCUUCGCCAAUCUUCUUUGCUAACAUAGAGUUCUUUAGGAGCAAGCUCAUAGAAGCUGUCGGGUUUAAUCCCUUGAGGAUCCUCAGGAAGCGAAAUAAAGCACUACGAUUGCUCCGGAAACUUCUAAAGAAAGGUUAUCUCCAAUGGACAUCGAACGGCUUCCUGAACACCUCGUGCGGCCCCUUCAAGGAGUCUGUGGAGCUUGAAAGCAACGCAGAGGAGCUAGACAUGCCCACCGACUUCAAGGAUUUGCCCGCACGUGUGGACUGGAACGCUGAGCUGCCCGCCAACAUUGCCGUCCCACGAGUGGACCUUCACAGUUUGGUGCUGGACUUUGCUGCCGUCUCCUUUCUGGACGUCUCUGCUCUCAAGGGUCUCAAAGUGGCUCUUAAAGAGUUCAUCCGCAUUGAAGUGGACGUCUACAUUGUCGCCUGUGAUCCAUACAUCUUGGAAAAAUUGCACCAGUGCAGCUUCUUUGAUGACGAGGUCAAACCGUCCAUCUUCUUCCUGACGCUGCAUGACGCCGUACUGCACAUCUUGGACAAACACCCUGAGAGCUUACAAAAAAAGUCAAGCUAUGACAAGAUUCUGACUACAGUCACGGUGCACCAUCCUGCAGGAGGUCUAAGGAGCAGAGAUAGAAAUGCACCCGAUCCAGAAACGAAGUUGUAACAUCCAAGUGUUGGCUUAUGAAACAAAAUCUCCAAGACCAAAGGAUAGUUUUUCUUUUUGUUAUCAUUAUCCUUAUUUUUAGCUCAGAUCCCGAGAGCACAGUGCACUUAAAACUUUAUGUAACACAUUUGACGUGACAAUCUGUUUUGUAUGUUGGCCUUUUAAUGAACAUGCAAAGAAAAAAUUGGAUGUUUUCCUAUUGUACAUAGCAAAUUUAUGCAGAUGAUGCGCUGGAUUUUUAUAUGCUUUAUAGUUCUAUAUUUUCUGGAUGAUAAUAAAUUAAAGUU
Corythoichthys intestinalis (scribbled pipefish) is the source of this 3398-nucleotide messenger RNA. RefSeq names its product chloride anion exchanger-like. The coding region runs from base 850 to 3111 and encodes 753 amino acids. The record is from RefSeq and is a predicted model, not a curated record. NCBI's taxonomy places the organism in Eukaryota, Metazoa, Chordata, Actinopteri, Syngnathiformes, Syngnathidae. Gene Ontology annotation, cellular component: plasma membrane. Gene Ontology annotation, molecular function: bicarbonate transmembrane transporter activity; sulfate transmembrane transporter activity; chloride transmembrane transporter activity. The transcript has 21 exons. Gene Ontology annotation, biological process: transmembrane transport.